AUGGCAGGUGAUUAUGACAUCGCCCUCAUCUCCGAGCCAUACGUUGGCUCUGGAGAUCAGGUUAAAUCAGUGAUUGGAAUUGACACAUACCAGUUCUUCACGGGCAGCAGGGUUAAGGCUUGCAUCCUGGCAAAACCAGGAUGCGGGUCCAUCUUGGGAUUAUCUCAGUUUUCAACAUCCAACUUCUGCGUUAUCAAACUUACUACUGGAAAUCGCAAUGUUUAUAUUGCAUCUAUAUAUGUGGAACCAGACAGGGACGAGCUAGCAACGCUCGAUAAAUUAGAUGUCAUUCUUAAAGACACAGGUGAUGUUCACAAGAUAGUGGGGGGUGAUCUCAAUGGGUGGCACCCAAUUUGGGGAAGCGGGAAAACUAACUUACGGGGUAACGAAAUCAUAGAUAUUAUACACAGCAAUGAUAUGUAUGUAUGUAACGUUGGCAACGUACCCACGUUUGAAACGGUCACCCACGGGCGAGAUCGCUCUUCAAUAAUCGAUCUCACAUUUGUUUCUGGCUCCAUCAUUGAUUACAUCUCGGAAUGGCGUGUUAAUUUGAAUAUCUGCCCAACUUCCCAGCAUAAUGCUAUAGACUACUGCAUUGAUUUCAACACAACCGACACAACACACACCCACCAGAACUCCACUUUUUUAUACAAAUCAAACAAAGCCUGUUGGCCUAUUUUUCAAGACAAACUGCACACUCACAUGACACUCACAAACAUACUUGAACAGGACAUUUCUAUCUUGAACGUUGAUGAUCUGGAUCAGGUCAUCGCCGAGCUCACUAAUGUGAUCCACUCUGCAUGCCGGGCAAGCAUGCAUGUUAAAGGCCGGGGAACAAAGCCGAAGGCUCCUUGGUGGACGGAGGAAUUGGAGACCAUCAAGCGGGAAGUGGUGGAUUUGCACCACCAGCUUCAUGCUGCUAAACGCCAAGGUUUGCCUUUGGACCAGAUUUUGGAGGCACGCAAAUCUAUAAAGGAACUUUACGCUAGCAAAAUGCGUGAUGAGUCGACCAGGCAUUUCCGUGAGUUCUGCGAGUUGCAAACUAAGGAAAAUGUCUGGUCACUCACAAAUAGGCUACUCAAAACUGCCACCCCUAGGCGCCCAGCAGUACCCUCAACAGAGACGCAACAUACACCACCGAUAGCCAAGAGACUGCUAAGGCACUUUUGGACCACUCUUACCCGGGUGACUCACCCGACACCUUACCACGACAUCACGAAUUAA
This is a messenger RNA of Parnassius apollo (apollo), 1224 nucleotides long. NCBI's taxonomy places the organism in Eukaryota, Metazoa, Arthropoda, Insecta, Lepidoptera, Papilionidae. The record is from the annotation of a GenBank genome assembly.